Molecule: messenger RNA, 447 nt
Organism: Lactuca sativa (garden lettuce)
Lineage: Eukaryota; Viridiplantae; Streptophyta; Magnoliopsida; Asterales; Asteraceae
Source: RefSeq, a predicted model, not a curated record
AUGGGACCUCACCACCCAUCAAUGGAUGGUGUUCUUCGACUCAUUGUUACUCUAGAUGGUGAAGAUUUUAUUGACUGUGAACCAAUAUUGGGUUAUUUACACAGAGAGCAAUUAGGCAAUAUUCAAGUCCCUAAAAGGGCCAGUUAUAUCAGAGUCAUUAUGUUGGAGUUAAGUCAUAUAGCUUCGCAUUUGUUAUGGCUUGGCCCUUUUAUGGAAGAUAUUGGGGCGCAGACUCCUUUCUUCUAUAUUUUUCGAGAAAGAGAAUUGAUAUAUGACCUAUUCGAAGCUGCCACCGGUAUGCGAAUGAUGCACAAUUUUUUUCGUAUUGGUGGAAUCGCUGCUGAUUUACCUCAUGGGUGGAUAGAUAAAUGUUUGGAUUUUUGCGAUUAUUUUUUAACAGGAAUUGCUGAAUAUCAGAAGCUUAUUACACGGAAUCCCAUUUUUUAG